AAAGAAUUGAAUUCCAGAGUUGUGUUUAGCAUCCAAAGACGUGCACUUCCCAGCUUUGACCCCGAUAUUCCUUUAUAUAAUUUUAAACCCGGAGUGUCGUUGGACCAUUUUUUUCUCCUUUUCAAUGGUAUCAAAGUUGCCAAUCCGCCCACCUACCCCAUGAAGCAAUGUCCCACUCACCACCACCACCCUCCCAGCCUCUCUGCCUCGGCCGCCCACGGCGACAUCUUCCUAUGCCAUCCCUCCUCUUCCCCUUCCUCCUCCUCCUCCUCAUGUUUCUCUGUCCCACGUUUGCCGUCGACUCCUGUUCAAUCCUUCACCACCGUCACCAACCUCACCCUAUAAAACGACGCCCGAAUCGACACCUCCACCAUCCGCCUCACCACGACUCCAACCAGUUCUCGUUCGGCCGUGGCUUUUACCCCACCACCCUCUCCAUGAAGCCAACUUCAAAUUCCUCAUCUCUCUCUUCCUUCUCAACAGCCUUUGUUUUCUCAGUCUUGCGAAUUUCCAACAGCCCAGGGUUCGGCCUCUGCUUCGUCCUUUCCAACUGGACUUCCCCACCAGGCGCUUUAGCUAGCCAGUACUUCGGUAUUUUCACAAACGCCACCGACUCUCCCGUGGCUCCCCUCCUAGCAAUCGAGUUCGAUACCGGUCUAAACCCGGAAUUCAAUGACCCCGAUGGUAACCAUAUAGGGAUCGACUUAAACAAUAUUAUAUCUGCCCAAACAGCGCCUGCUCAGUAUUUUAACUCUUCAAAUGGAAGUUUUGUUCCUGUCAACAUGCGGACAGGCCAAAAUGUUCAUGCUUGGAUUGAUUUUGAUGGUGUGAAUUUUGAGAUCAACGUCACCGUUGCUCCAGUGGGAGUUCCGAAACCUUCCAGGCCAACGCUCAAUUACAAAGAUCCAGUGGUUGCUAAUUAUGUUUCUAGUGAAAUGUUUGUUGGGUUUUCAGCGUCCAAGACUCAGUGGGUCGAGGCGCAGAGGAUUUUAGCUUGGAGCUUCAGUGAUACGGGAGUUCUUAGAGAGAUUAACACCACGGGUUUGCCCAUUUUCUUCAUAGAAUCAUCGUCGUCUUCUUUGUCAUCUGGGGCGAUUGCAGGGAUCGUUAUUGGAUGUGUUGCUUUUGUGAUAAUUUGUGGAUCUGGGUGUUAUUUGAUUUGGAGGAAAAAGUAGGAAGAAAGUGAAGAUGAGAUUGAAGAUUGGGAGCUGGAGUACUGGCCUCACAGAUUUUCUUAUGAAGAGCUUAAACAAGCUACGGAUGGAUUUUCGAAUGAAAAUCUUUUAGGUUCAGGUGGGUUCGGUCGUGUUUUCAAAGCGACACUUCCAAACAACACGGAAGUUGCGGUAAAGUGCGUGAACCACGAUUCCAAACAAGGAUUGAGAGAGUUCAUGGCUGAGAUCGAAAGCAUGGGAAGACUCCAACAUAAGAAUCUUGUCCAAAUGCGAGGUUGGUGUCGGAAAGGUAAUGAACUCAUGCUUAUUUACGAUUACAUGCCCAAUGGAAGCCUUAACCGUUGGAUUUUCGACAAACCCCAGAAGCUCCUCGGUUGGAGGCAGCGGCUUUCGGUUCUAGCUGACGUCGCCGAGGGUUUGAAUUAUCUCCACCAUGGUUGGGACCAAGUUGUUGUUCAUCGAGACAUAAAAUCGAGCAACAUUUUGUUGGAUUCUGAAAUGAGAGGCAGGCUUGGAGAUUUUGGAUUGGCUAAGUUGUACGAACACGGACAAGUUCCUAAUACGACCAGGGUGGUCGGAACAUUGGGUUACUUAGCGCCUGAAUUAGCCACAGUAGCAGUUCCAACAGCGGCUAGUGACGUGUACAGCUUUGGGGUGGUGGUUUUGGAAGUGGUUUGUGGGCGGCGACCAUUAGAGAUGGCUACGGAAAAGGAGGAGGAGCAAGUAUUGAUUGAUUGGGUGAGAGACUUGUACGCCGAAGGACGGCUAUGGGAAGCGGCGGAUGCUAGAAUUCGAGAGGAAUACGACGGGGAGGAAGUGGAGAUGGUGUUGAAGCUUGGGUUGAGUUGUUGUCACCCUGACACUUCGAGGAGACCCAUGAAGGAGGUGGUGGCGGUUUUAGUCGGAGAGGAAGUGGCUGCUGCCCCGGCUGAGUUGUUGAACGAGUUGACUCGCUGCGGGACUACCGCUGCGGAUGAUGCCGCCGCCGCCGAACCACCAGUGUGAAUACGUUUCAUUUUUCAAGAAUAGAAUAGUGGCGGUGCAACAUGCUCUUUGACUUGUUUGACACGUUGAUUUCAUUAAAUUAUGUCCAUAACAGAGAUGGCUGAGUUA
This is a messenger RNA of Theobroma umbraticum, 2288 nucleotides long. RefSeq names its product L-type lectin-domain containing receptor kinase S.1-like. Lineage: Eukaryota; Viridiplantae; Streptophyta; Magnoliopsida; Malvales; Malvaceae. The record is from RefSeq and is a predicted model, not a curated record. Gene Ontology annotation, biological process: protein phosphorylation. Gene Ontology annotation, molecular function: carbohydrate binding; protein kinase activity; ATP binding.